Hippoglossus stenolepis (Pacific halibut) is the source of this 3446-nucleotide messenger RNA. RefSeq names its product forkhead box P3b (gene foxp3b). Gene Ontology annotation, cellular component: nucleus. Gene Ontology annotation, biological process: regulation of transcription by RNA polymerase II. Gene Ontology annotation, molecular function: DNA-binding transcription repressor activity, RNA polymerase II-specific; RNA polymerase II cis-regulatory region sequence-specific DNA binding. The coding region runs from base 102 to 1370 and encodes 422 amino acids. The transcript is spliced from 13 exons. The record is from RefSeq and is a predicted model, not a curated record. Lineage: Eukaryota; Metazoa; Chordata; Actinopteri; Pleuronectiformes; Pleuronectidae.
AAUAAAUACAGUGAAUAUCUCACCGUUGUUAUGUGCUCUCUGACAUCAGUAUCUCAUCAGCAGGUUGUGCCUGAACGUGAUAUACGAAAUCAUUUUGGGAGAUGUCCAGUGAGAGUGUGCGAUGUGAACAGUUCAAAGCCCAACCUCCUGCUCCACCUCAGAACAUGGACAUGGUUUCCCCAUGUGCCUCAGAACACCAGUGUAGCGUGGAAGGAAAAUGGCAGAGACAACAGAGACCGUCAGUGCUGCGUCAAGUUUUUCAAACACCGUCCAGGCAAAAAAAUGAAAAUAAUGCAACCUUCUCCAUUUGCGAGGAAGAGGUGGAUGGAUGGUGUUUUCCCCAGUCCCCUUCACCACCAAGGGCUUCCUUUCUCAGGCAAAGCCAUCACAAGAUCCCUUUGACGACAGAUGGUCCAACACAGAGCUCCAUCGAGGCCAGAAUUCAUGAUGGCAUCUCUGAGGGGGCCAGUGCUCUGUUUGUGAGUGGCCUAUGUCGCUGGCCCGGCUGUGAGGCUUUGUCUACCGAUUUUCCGAGCUUCUUAAAGCAUCUCCAUUCUGAACACAGUCAUGGUGACAGAAGUAUUGCUCAGUGCAGGGUCCAGGAGGAUAUUGUCCAGUGUAUGGAGAGUCAGCUCAUCCUGGAAAAACAGAAACUAUUUGCAAUGCAACUUCAUCUACACCUCUCUGAACUCAAACACACUGGCUUGAGGACAGAUUCUGAGUGGCCACACAGCCUUCCUCUGUUCCUCCCACAGCCUCACGUGGCAGAUGGAGACAGGAGAGGGCAACAGUGGUGCAUGAAACAGCUGGGGGAGUUAUCCCAGCAUGGCUACAGAACUACUGCUUCUGCCAGCCUGCUGCCAGAUUUGGUCCCCAGCAUUGAAUAUUACAAAUACAAAAACAUCAGGCCUCCAUACACCUAUGCCUUCUUGAUAAGAUUGUCCAUCGUGGAGUCUCCAGAAAAACAGCUCACACUUAAUGAGAUUUACAACUGGUUUACCACAAUGUUCUUCUACUUCAGACACAACACUGCUACCUGGAAGAACUCUCCUGUUGUCUCCAGAAUGCUGUGCGUCACAACCUCAGCCUACACAAGUGUUUUGUACGAGUGGAGGGAGGAAAGGGGGCUGUGUGGACAGUCGAUGAAACCGAGUACCAGAGAAGGAGGGGACAGAAGUAUCACAGGGACUGUCCGGUCAAGUGGCUCACAUCCUUCUCCCAUUAUUGUCCAGUGGACCCCUGAAGACCAGCAGAUGGCAGUACAAUGCUGCUGGCGUAAUCGAUGUUUGCAGCAGUGUUCACAUGUCCAUUUCUACUUUGUAUUAUUUUCAAAUUACUUAUUAAAUAUUGCUAUGUUGUUUGUUACAUAAUUAUAUUAAUUAUAAUAUAAUUAUUGUUACAUAAUUAUAUUUUAUAUUUCAUAAUUAAAUCGACAGCUGUUGUCAUACUCACUGAUUUCUAAUUCAAAAGAAAUGUUGUUUAGUAACAUAUGAGGCUGACAUUUGUGGCUGUUUUGUCCUCAGCCUGAUUUUAUCCAUUCAUGAACUAGUUGUUUUAUUCAGUCAGUAAAUAAAAUAAAAUCAUGAGCAGAGAACAUCCUCCUACACUACGUCAUCUGUUUUUUAAAUAUUCUCUGAUCCUGACUGAUCAAAUUGAUCUCUUAUCAAAUUGAAAUUGGACAUGAACCACUGAAAUUCUAUUUCCUUUUGCACACAAAAACCCCAAAUAUUUCAAAAGGUAACUGCAUAUUAUUGCGACACAUUGUUCUAUGAUGACAUUUUAUAAUAAAUAUAAAAUUUUGAUUUCCUAAUUCCACUGGUCACAUUUAGUGUUGCAGUAUUUGUGGCAGCAUAGUUUACAUUUACCUGACCUUGAGAAUGAUCACUUCCCCUGUCGGUGGAUUUGUGGUACUGCAACCGAAUUCAAUAUUCAUUCUUGUGUGUGGUUUCACAGCAUUUGGAUUGGAACACAAUCCUAAUGAUUCUCAAAAAUUCUUAGGAAUUGUAUAUUUGACCUUCAAUUAAUUCAUGAAUUAAUCCUCAAUUACCCAGGAACUCUUAGCUUUUAGGUUAACAUUUACUGCAGAUUAGUUAAAUAACCUCAAAAUGUAUGUAAGAAUGGCAGAUAACAAAAGAAUGUACAAAAAGUCUAACAGCCUAAAAUGACUUGAUUUAUAUUUAAUGUGAUAUUUGGCUCAAAUAUAUCAAAAUAAGAUAUUGAUGACAAAUAUAACUAUAUUUGAGCUCUAUAAUAUGUAUAUGUUGUUAUCUUAUUCAUUAUGAAUUAUAUAAGAUAUACAAAUACCUUUUCUGACUUAUCAGUUUCUACAUCAGGAUUCACUAGUUCUGAAGCUUAACAAAAUGUGCAAAUAUAAUCAUGAUAAAUGUGGCUUAGAGAUAAAAAAAACAAUAGCUACACGUGAUGUGGCAGUCAGCUUCAGUAAAGCAGAGACUUGAGGAUCAAUUAACAAAGGUUGAAUGAAAGGUGGCAGAAGCAAUGGGAGGAAGACAGGGAAGGAACGAUGGUUUUACCAAAUUCAAUGUACAGUGGGAGAAAUGAGACAGGAAACAGGAGCGAAGAAACAAUAGUAUCAAGUCUCAGAUUUGGACACAGGACUAAACAGUACUUUGCAAAAAAUAGAAAAACACGAUACAGGAGAACGUGAUUAUUGUGGGCAAGAGGAAACAGUUCAUCAUGUCAUAGUAAACUGUCAGAAAUGUAUGGAAGUAAAUCAGUCUCAUCAGAUUAUGAAAUUUUAAGGCCUUGGAAUUUCUAGCACUGAAUUUUUUUACGUUGAAGUUAUGCAUUUGUAUUUUUUGCCACUGAAUUUCAGUCUUCAAAAUUCCAAAGUAUAAUAUUCAACUGCUAAAAUUCAGAUUAAACAUCCGGGAUACCAGGAAAAGCAAUCGAUAGUCUGUUAUCGAACCAAACCUCAUGCUGGUUUGAUGCCAUGGCCGGUCUAGUAGCGUAGCUGACAAUAUGGCGCUUCUCGUUGUCACAAGCAUCACCUGACGUCACAUGACCACUGACACAUGACCUGAUUGGUCGGAGGUUUGGUUCGAAUUGAGACUAUCGAUUGCUUUUCCUGGUAUCCCGGAUGUUUAAUCUGAAUUUUUGCAACUGAAUUUUAGCAGUUGAAUAUUAUACUUUAACUACUUCAACGCAAACAAAUUCAGUGCUAUAAAUUCAAAGGCUUUAAAAUUUCUAAAUCUGAUGAGACUGAUUUACUUCCAUAGAAAUAUGAUUCAGCUAAUUGUAAAGCUUUCAUGUUUGUUAGUUUAGAGGAGGAAGUUCUUGGUCAUAUGGUCACUGUGGGCUGACCCAGACUUCCUCAUCCUUUUGUUAUUUUUGGCUAGACCUCCAGACUCCCAUAGUUUUGGUAAAUCUUGGUAGUUAGUUUAUUUUACAUUUUGUAAAUAAACUUUAUCUUGUGUUUAAACUCGGUA